This is a messenger RNA of Ostrinia nubilalis (European corn borer), 2579 nucleotides long. RefSeq names its product T-box transcription factor TBX20-like. The record is from RefSeq and is a predicted model, not a curated record. Gene Ontology annotation, molecular function: DNA-binding transcription factor activity, RNA polymerase II-specific; RNA polymerase II cis-regulatory region sequence-specific DNA binding. Gene Ontology annotation, cellular component: nucleus. NCBI's taxonomy places the organism in Eukaryota, Metazoa, Arthropoda, Insecta, Lepidoptera, Crambidae. The transcript is spliced from 7 exons. The coding region runs from base 196 to 1830 and encodes 544 amino acids. Gene Ontology annotation, biological process: regulation of transcription by RNA polymerase II; cell fate specification; heart development.
GCCAACUCGCAGCGGUCCGCUCUAGCCGCGUGACGGCCGCGUAAAAAGUUUAACACUAUUCCGAAACUUGCGAUCUCAGCGCCGACAGCGUGACUGAUGCUGAGCGUUUCGAGCGGUGUUUUGAUAGGACUUUCGAGAGUUUGUGUUUAAUUUGUAGCGUGAAAAUUGGGAACUGUAAACUUUGAAAGUUGGUGAAUGGUGGAAGAGGUCAAGAUAGCGUCGAGACGAGAGUUGGGCUUGAAGUUGGAGAGAUUAUGUCGUUUGGUUCCUUCGAUGGGAUGUUCGGACGGUGACGGCGUGUGGGCGGGCGGCAGGCUGGGCUCGGAGGCCAACUUGAUGCUGUUGCAGGGCGAGGGCCGGGAGCGCGGGCCCAUGGAGGAGGACUGCUCCGCGCGGCCCUGCGCCACCGACUUCUCCAUCGCCGCCAUCAUGGCCCGCGACCGCCAGGAGAGGCGGGAGAGGAGGCGCCACAGGGACCCCAGGGAAGACACGCUCAUGCCACUUGAAAAGUUCGUAGACGCGACGGCAUCAGCGUCAGGGUCUCCCUCGCCCCCUCUGGCGGAGUACGAGCGAGACUCCCCCGUAGACGUGUCCUCAACCUCGGAAGCUGGCUCGGCGAGCGGAGCAGCGAGCGGCUCGCGAGCACUCUCCCCUCCCCCAAGGAAUCCUCAACUGGCCGAGCGGUGGUCGAGCGAGGAGAUGCGGCAUAUACAGUGCCAUCUGGAAACGAAGGAACUAUGGGACAAGUUUAACGAACUCGGCACGGAGAUGAUCAUCACCAAAACUGGGAGACGCAUGUUCCCGACGGUGCGCGUGUCGUUCGCGGGCUGCCGCGCGGAGGCGCGCUACGCCGUGCUGCUGGACGUGGUGCCGGUGGACGGCAAGCGCUACCGCUACGCCUACCACCGCUCCUCGUGGCUCGUGGCCGGCAAGGCCGACCCGCCCGCGCCCGCGCGCCUCUACCCGCACCCCGACUCGCCCUUCACCGGCGACCAGCUGCGCAAGCAGGUCGUCUCCUUCGAGAAGGUCAAGCUCACCAACAAUGAAAUGGAUAAGAACGGACAGUUGGUGCUAAAUUCAAUGCACAAAUAUCAGCCACGGAUCCACCUAGUGCUCAGAAGAGAAGGUGCCAUCAACGCCCCCAUCACAGACCUGGAGCAGGAAGAGUUCAAGACGUUCAUAUUCCCCGAGUGCGUGUUCACCGCCGUCACCGCGUAUCAGAACCAACUGAUCACGAAGCUGAAAAUCGACAGUAAUCCAUUCGCUAAGGGAUUUCGCGACUCUUCACGUCUCACUGAGUUUGAAAGAUUCUAUGUGACGGGCGAACACGAAAGAACAUCAGUCUACCCCGAUGUCGCUCGCUUCAAUGCUGUCCAUCAUAGGGAGACGAUGGAGUCGAUGUUGGCGGAGCAGCACUACCUGCGGUCGCCGCUGCGGCCGUUUGACCUGGAUCAGCAUAAUAAUAACUUGACGUUGGAAGAGAAGGCGAUUCUUGCGGCGCGUUCGCAACUGUUUCUGCGCGCGGCGUAUCCAUUGUACGGUGUUCCUGCUGCGGCGCUAUGGGGCCAGUGGGCUUGCCUGGCGCCUCAGCUACUGGCGCAGCAGCAUCUUGCGGCUUCUGGAUCAGGGCUGCAGCUGCCGCGGCCGGUGUAUCCCGGUGGGCUACCUGCCGGCUCGGCAGGCCUAUCGCAGCACCGGUUCUCACCAUACCCUCCACGACGGGCCUCUCCCGGGUCCUCACCGGACUCGCUCCGGGACGCCAGCCCGCACCCGCCCCCCCUGCCGCCGCACCCGCCUCACACCCCGCACCCGCCGCAUAGCCCCACUUAGUGAUAAAACAGCAAACAAAAUCACCCUGAGAUCUCCUUAUACGCGAUAUCCUACAGAGUUUAUAAAGUGAUUCUUUAAGAAUAUUAAAAACGUUGGAAGUUUGAAACUGUACCCGAGUAUGGUGGUGGACUAUUGUAAAGUGGACGGGUGAAUGGACUAGGAACAAUUGAACAGACUUGGUGAUAGACAAUUUAUUUUUCGCUGCACCUGAUGUGUAUAAACUAUGAAGUUCGUGGAACGAUGUCUUAUCAAAUUUGUAAUAUAUUGUAAAAUACGUGUAAUAUUUAACUAUAAUUUAUCUGUAAUUAUAUUUGUUAUAUGUUCCUAAUAGUAUUCUCUGGUAGUAAUGAUGGUUUCCGCAAUUCAUGUUAUAGCUUUAGUAAUUUAGAAUUAAAUCGCAUUGGAUGGAAGCAUUUUGUAGUUACAUUAAUUUGCAAUGGGUCCGUAAGUUUAUUACGUAUAAGUUUGUGCCGUGGAAGCACCUGAUUUUCUGCUUGUUCAGGUGAAAUGUGCAAUACAACUGAAUUACAAAAUUGUUUAAGAGAUCUUACUCUAUUAGAAAUAGUGAUAUAGACAUAGUUAAUAAUGGUAGAACUUAUACUUGCUGUCUGUGUUAUUAUUAAUUCCAAAUGAUUGGUAAAAUAUGAGCGGACACAUAGAAGUAUCCUCGUGGGUACUUUGUAGUUAAAUUAAAGUUAUUAUAGAUAAUAUAUUGCUAAAGAAUAAAAAAUUAAAUGUUUGUUAACAUA